UGGGGAGGGGGGAGCCACCCUGCAGGACGGCUUCCAAAUGGCUGCAAAACCCAGCCUUGCGUGUUGUUUACCAGAGGCAGAGAAGCUGGAUUUCCAAUCCUAUUGCCGGAACAGCCCCCCAGCAGGCUCAGCUCCACCAAAAGAAACACCUGGACAGUGGGACUGUGGAAAGCAAAUGGAAGACAUAGAUGGUGGUGAGGGGAAUACCAGCAGCGGCCGAGGGAAAAAGAAGAAGUACCUAAGCCGUUUUAAGGAUGAGUGGUGCGAAUACGAUGCCUUCAAAGACUGGCUGCGCAAGGUGGACAACACCACCGCAAAAUGCAUUCUGUGCCGUCGAACAAUCUCAGUGCAAUAUGAGGGGAAAGGAUCUCUGAUAAACCAUGCAGCAGGCAGGAAGCAUAAGAAAGCAGAGGAAAAAUACCGGACAAUGCCCAAGAUCGCAUUGCUUUCUGACGUGCCACAAGACAAUGGGGUUACUGUGGCUGAACCAGGGCAGUUUUAUCAAGAUGAGCCUCAUCCGACUGACUUAAGCGAGAGCUGUGGAAACAAAACACUUCCCGAAACUGUAGAAGGUGUUUUGGUAGCAGAAUCCCAGGAAUUUUUGCUAAAGGGCUUAGACAUAGCACCCUUUUUUUCAGUCAGGUUGAACGCCUCCAACAAAGGAAACGAGAAAUUCUUUCCUGUGACCAUUUGUUACUUUUCUGCGACAGAGGGACUGAAACAUGGCCUGCUUGGGUUCUGUCAGGAAGAGAAAGAGGCAAGCGAUUCGAUAGCCUCACAGCUCUGUAGAGUUCUCCAGGAGAAUGGCCUCAGCUUGAACAGAAUGUCUUCUUACUUGGUAGACAGCUCCUCCACAGAUGAUGGAAAACACAGGUCCGUGUUUGAGAAACUCAAGGAGGUUAAUAGUGGACUAAUGGAGGUGGAAGACCUAUGUCACGUUGUCCACAAUUGCCUCAGAAAUGGGAUGAGGGCACUGAGUUUUGAUGUUGAAACACUUGUCCUCGAAAUAUGUGACAAGCUGUCAUGCUCGACCAAAAAGACCGAGUCCCUGAAGUCUAUUUCUGCGUUUGUGGGAACAAACUAUAAAGGCAUACUUCAGAAUUUACCAGCGCAGUGGCUAUCAAUUUUACCAGUUGUUGAACAAGUGGUGCAAAAUUGGUCAGCACUGAGAGACUAUUUCUUGUCAGAGGGGAAACAAGAGUGUGACCAGAUCAUGUGGGAAGCGUUCAGCAUGGGACAGGACGUGUCUCUCCCUCUUUGUUCCGCUUACUUCCUACAAAACCUGAUGGGAGUGUUUAGACGGGCUGCGGAUCAACUGGAAAGGGAUGACGUGAGCUGCACAGAAGUGCACGGUGUCCUUACAGGCCUCCGUUUGAAACUCCGUAAAAGGAGUGAGGACAGAUUCUAUGGAAGGUUCACUCAAGGCAUUCUGGGUAAAGUUUCACCGUCCGACAGCAGGAAAUUCAGAGAGGAGGCGGAUGAGACAUUGAAGUGGUGCCUCGCCUUCCUGGAGGAAUGGUACGACUUUGAGUCCUCCGUGUUCAAGCGUGUGGCUGUUCUAUCGCUGGACAACGAUGUGAAGUGGUGCGACCUCGAAACCCUCGUGGCGGCUCUCCCGAUUGAGCUGGACAUGGACAAGCUAUACGAGGACUAUUGCGUCUUGUCAGAAUGCCAAGAAAAGAUGGCCUUGCAGGAAGAGAAGGUCGAUCAGAGGUGGGUGAAGGUUUUCAGGGAGAUGCCAGAAAGCCGGAACAGCCAGAUUUUGAAACUGGUCUCCUUCGCCCUUUCCCUCCCUGUCUCCAGUGCCUACUACGACAGGGCCUUUAGCCUGAUGGUGCAACUUUGGAAGAAGGGGCAAAAGGGACUGAAAAAUGGCCUUGCAAAGGCAACGCUGCAGGUGCAACUGAAUCGCGACAUGUCACGUCUAGACUUCCUUCGGCUCCUCCUCAGAACCCAGAAAGAGCUUAGCAGGAAUUCCGUUUCAGCAAGACAGAAGCGGAGAACGAAGAGGUCGCGCAGGCAAGCCAUCGUCAAGGAGGAAGCGUCUUCGCAGGAAGAGGAUGAGAUCCUGUCCUUUACCUUCGGCCUGGAAGUGACUCCCGAGGACACAGCAUCGCAAAAUGGAGCUGCAACACUUGCUGAGGGUCUGGUGGCCUUUGAGGAGGUGGCUGUGUAUUUCACGGCGGACGAAUGGCCUCUCCUGGAUCCGGGCCAAAAGGCUCUGUACAGAGAAGUCAUGCUGGAGAAUUACGAGACCGUGACCUCUCUGCCUUCCUCUUUGUCUUUGGCUGAAGAAGGUAGAGCAGUUCCCAAACCUGACCUGAUUUCCUGGUUGGAAGAAGAAGAGAAGAAGUCUCUUGUCCAGCAUCCUGAAGAAGGGGAGAAAUUGGCAGGUUUCUCUGUUUCUGUGGGGGUCGGGACUGAGAGUGAAAGAGGAGAAGAACAGCUGAGAAUAAAAAGCGAAGCCUGUUAGACAUUCAUUUCUUCGGAUGGUUCCAACUUCCUCAAAAUUCUCAUGCCAAGGAAAGAGUCACAAAGGACGGAAUGAGUUCUUCUCCAUCAACAGAAGUCUUAACUAACGAAUCACCCUGACUGCACAUGAGACGAUAUGCAACAUGAACAAAUGCAUGGAGCCAGUGCGGUGUAGCAGUUGAGAAUUCUGAGCUCCGAUCUAGAGAACUGGGUUUGAUUCUCGACUCCGCCACCUGAAGCCUUGGGCCAGUCAAAACUCUCUCAGCCCCACCUGCCUCACAAGGUGCCAGUUGUGGGGAGAGGAAGGGAAGGAAAUUGGAAGCCGCUCUGAGACUCCUUAAGGGAGAGAUAAGUGGGGUGUAAAAACCAACUCUUCUUCUUUGGGUAUGGAGAAGGCUUCCAUCAUGUCGAAAGCAGGCCUGUAACCAAGAAUUUUUUUUGCCCGGGAUGGGCGGGGUCAACAUUCACAGGCUGCAUGGCCGCCGUCCCCUCUCUGGCUUGGUCUUCUGAGGACUUGGUGAGGGGAGGGGGUGGCAGCUGAGCAACCUCUUUGUUGCCGGUGGAGACAAAUCUUCCUACUACCUAGCAGGAAGAAGACUCAGUGGCUGGCAGAGAGGAGGCCACACAGCUGGUGGCCACCACCCUGGCCCCCUUGCCAGGUCUUCAGAAGAUCCAGCUAGGGAGGGGAGGUGGCCAUGGAGCCUGAGAACAACCGGCACCUGCUUGGAGAAGAGAGGGAGAUGCAGGCUGGCCUCGUUUCCAGCUGGGUGAGUCUUCUUCCUGCAUGCUAGCCUCUCUCUCUCUCUUCCCUUGCUGGCCAGCAGAGCAGAGAGGGGUUUUUUUAAACCUCCUCUGUGCUCAGUUGACCUGUGGGGGGAAGAAAGGCGAGGCAGGAAGAAGACUAAGCGUGGCCCCUUCUCUCCCCUCUCCCCCCAGCCUUCCAGCUGAGCAGGGGGGUGGGGGGAACGGUUUAAACUUUAAAUCCCCUCUUUGGAGUCGCAUCACAGCAGUGGAACAAUUCCAGAAGAGAGGGGAUGUUUAAGGUUUAAACCCUCUCUCUGAUCAGCUGGCAUGCAGGGGAAAGAGAGGAGAGGUGCAGGGGAGGAGCCAUGCGGUCAGCGCUGGUCACCCCAGGCUCCUUUGCCCUCCUGGGAGAGAGGAGGGGGAUCGACAGUCAGGGUAGGGACACCCCCAAUUUGAAAGGGGGCAUAAGGCCUAAUGCCCCAGCUCUGGUUCAAACUCUGGUCCAAAGUCUUAUUUACUGUACAAGAAUUCACACGAAGAAACAAUACCAAUGCUCAAGAGUGUGGAAAGAGCUUCAGGGAAAGAUAUAAACUUAGAAUCAAAUAACCCACACAGGUUUUUAAAGCAUAAAUCAAAGACUCUCUCCACAGGUGAGAACCCAUAUCAACACUCAGACUGUGGAAGGAGUUUCAGGACAAGCAUAGGCUUUGCUUCUCAUCAAAGUAUCUGCACAGCACACUGACCUGGAUAGUCUCAGAAGCUAAGCGGGGCUGACCCUGGCAAGUACUUGGAUGAGAGACGUCCAAGGAAUACCAGGACUGGGAUGCAGAGGCAGGCAUUGCAAGCCACCUCUCUGAAAAAGACAUCCAAGCCCCCAGUAAGGGUUGCCAAACCAUGACCUCAAGGUAUGCCCACAUAACAUACACACGCACACAAAAGAAAAACCCUUUUUUAAAAAAAAGAAUCAGCACAGGGAGAGAUCACAUAAAUGCUCAGAAUGUGGGAAGAGCAUCAGUCACAGCGCAGACCUCAAUCCAAGAACUCACGCAGGAGGGAAACCACAUAAAUGCCAGAAGUGCUGGAAAAAUCUUCCACCAGUUGACAGGAGUUAUUUCCCAUCUAAGAAUCCACAUGGGAGGGAGAACCCAUAUCGCUGUUCAGAUGCUGGGAAGAUAUUGUUGUCAGCCCAAGCCUUGUUAAGCAUCGAAGAAGAAGAAGAGUUGGAUUGAUACCCUACCCUUCACUUUGAGCCUCAGAGUGGCUUACAAUCCCCUUCCCUUCCUCUCCCCAGGGCAGACACCCUGUGAAGUAGGGGCUGAGAGAGCUCUUCGAGAACUGCUCUUGGGAGAACAGCUCUGAGAGGAUUGUGACUGACCCAAAGCCACCCAGCAGGCAGCAUGCGAAGGAGCAGGGAAUCAAACCCGGUUCUCCAGAUUAGAGUCGGCUGCUCUUAACCGCUACAGCAAACCGUGACAAAUCCACACACGAAAAAACUACAAGCGCUCUGAGUAUGGAUAGAACUUGUCGCUUCUCAAUCUUUUCCUGCCACUGAAAAAUCCAUGAUAAGGUUAAAAGUGGGGAGGGGAGAUGUUUAUCUAGUUUAAGCAAUAUUCAGCUUGCUUCUAAAGCAAAAAGAAUCUUUUUUUCCUCUUUAAGGGGGAAGAGCUGUAAUUUUAAAACGUGUUGGGAAACUUUGAUAAAAAAAGAUUUAAAAUA
Messenger RNA from Heteronotia binoei (common prickly gecko), 4932 nucleotides. RefSeq lists its product as uncharacterized. The record is from RefSeq and is a predicted model, not a curated record. Gene Ontology annotation, biological process: regulation of DNA-templated transcription. The transcript has 6 exons. The coding region runs from base 38 to 2473 and encodes 811 amino acids. NCBI's taxonomy places the organism in Eukaryota, Metazoa, Chordata, Lepidosauria, Squamata, Gekkonidae.